AUGCGCACGCUGCCUGCUUCAACGCCACGGCCCUUGUUCGACCAUUACCCUGGCUCUUCCAAUUCUCCAGCCACCAGCUCCCCGUCCGAUGCCUCCCCGCUCACGCCGCCUCCAAUGCGCCAACCCGCACGCCCAUGCACGACGCUGUCCUACGAGGGCGUGCGCUACUCUGUCCCUAUUCGCAACCGCACCGUCUCGCUGCGUUCGCCACCCGCCACCAGCCCGCCCAUGCUUCCCAUUGGCAAGCCCUCGCCGCCACAGCCGCUCGUGCGUUCCCGCAGGACCGUUCUUCCGGCCGGGCUCGGCCUCGUCGAUCUCGACAAACUCGCCGCGGCUCCGUCGCCGCGCGCGGACGCUUCUCGCGAGGAGCGCGCACACAGACGCCGCGCCGUGCACUUCCAUUCGCACGCGCACUUCUCAGAGGCCCUGCGGCUCAACCUUGCGCACCCGGACGGGACGCGCAUCCCGCCAGACCGCCUCCAUGCAUGCGAGUGGCACGCUCCCCGCCAGGACGAGGAUGAGAACGAGAACGACUUUUCGUGGGAGGCCGAGGACCCGGGUCUGUCUCCGCCCUCGGACACGACGUCGCAUGAAUAUAUGCAGGAUCUGGCGGCAGAGUUCCCCAAACCGCCCAAGUCGACACCGGAAUUCCCGCUGUCGCUCGCGUCAGGCUUUGCGCUGGAAGGCCCGCCGAGCAUGCCCCUGCCGCCGACGCCGCCGUUCGUGGACUCGCCGCACAUCUUUGCCAGCGUGACGUACUCUGACGACCCCGACGCGAAUCGCCUGACGGUGAUCGACCCAGACACGAGCAUGGCGCGGCUGGAGAUGAGCAUGGCGAAGCUGGAGGUGUACAACCCCAGCGCGCAGAGCGGGUGCUUCUUUGAUGACGACGACGACGACGAGAGCGAGCUCGAUAUGCAAGACUCGGAGGCAGAAGAACAACCUCGGCCCCAGGCGGACACGAGCACACCCUCUGACAACGACGCAAAGCACGUUGUCUUGGAGGAGCAGCUCGACGAGGCGGCCCAGAGGCGCAGCUACUGCAUCACGCCCGACACAUUCGCUCGCGUUGGGUUUACGGCACAUCCCUCAUCCUCCAGCGUCGCCACGCAGAGCACGGCUGCCGAGGACUCGGCCGAAGGAAAGCCCCCCGUCGACCUGCUGCCGCAUUUCGAUUUUGAGGCGCUGCGGCAGACAUACCACCAGCCGGACCAAGGCCAGCGGCGCCGCUCGUCGUCGCUCGCGGACAUGCGCCGCAAGCUGCAUGUCCACUGGGAGGACGAGCCGGAUGUGCCGAGCCGCCCGUCGGACUCGUCUGCGUCGUCGUACUCGCGCCCCACGACCGCCGACUCGGACGCCCCCCGCACAGAGGCAGAGCCGGCUACGCACUCGCGCGAGUCGUCUACGUCGUCGGGGGAGUAUCGCUCGCGCGGGACGCAGGCGGGCGACGGGCGCGUGCACGCGCGCCCCGACUCGCCGCUCCGGAAGGCGAAGAGCGUGCCCUUCAUCCGUCGGUCGAUGCGCCGCGAGGAGCCCCCGCCUGUCCCCGUGCCACCGCCGCACACACCGGCCCCGGCCCCCGCCUCCGCGUUGCAGCACACGCAACACAAACACCGGCCGCACGCGCCCCCACUGCCCACGUCGCUCUCGCUUGCCGGGGCGCAGUGCAACGCGCCCUCGCGGCCGCAAAGGCAAAGCAAGGGCCUCGUACGUGCGCACUCCCACUCACACGUGCGGGGGGAGUCGCAGGCGGGCUCUCCGCCGCGGACGCCGCCGAGCGGGGAUGCGGGGAUGCAAUCGUUCAUGCAUAUCACGCCGGAGCAGCCGCCGUCGCGGAUGAGCCGGCUGUGGAACCGUGCGCGGGCGGGGAUAAGCAUGGGCGGCGGGAGGGCGGAGGGUGGGCCGCUGAAGAGCCAGAGGAGCAUGCGCUGGCUCCGGGGCAGUGUUUCUCAGUCUCGGAGCGAGAAGUGA
Postia placenta MAD-698-R-SB12 is the source of this 1971-nucleotide messenger RNA. RefSeq lists its product as hypothetical. Lineage: Eukaryota; Fungi; Basidiomycota; Agaricomycetes; Polyporales; Adustoporiaceae. The transcript has a single exon. Bases 1 to 1971 code for a protein of 656 amino acids. The record is from RefSeq and is a predicted model, not a curated record.